Messenger RNA from Chroicocephalus ridibundus (black-headed gull), 1355 nucleotides. It is a transcript of the gene C2H7orf57, whose product is annotated as chromosome 2 C7orf57 homolog. The record is from RefSeq and is a predicted model, not a curated record. NCBI's taxonomy places the organism in Eukaryota, Metazoa, Chordata, Aves, Charadriiformes, Laridae. The transcript is spliced from 8 exons. Bases 386 to 1168 code for a protein of 260 amino acids.
AGCGGGAGUAGCCCGGACCUGUCCCGGCGGUGCUGCCCUCAGCCUCCCGCGGAGGGGAGGGGGCAUCAAGCGGGCUGUCCCGCUCUGCCUCCCGGCGUGAGCCUCGCUCCGCCCUGAGGCCUGCCCCCGUCUGCCGUCAGAAGGGGGCUCGGUGGGCAAGCGAGGGAGCUGCGGGCAACGGCAUCCCCUUCGCUGGCUCCUGUAGCCGGUUUCUCUGCCCCGGCUGGUCGCGGUCGUUUUGUGUCCUGGAGCUGCGGUUCAGCAUAGCAAGCACUCGUGUCUCACACCGAGAGCUCCCCAGUGGGAUGCCUGCCGUAAGGUAGUUUACUGACACCCGCGAAACGGCGUGUGCCGCGCUCGGACCCGCUUCAGACAGUAAUACCACAUGCCACUGAAACGACCAGAGAAGUCAGUAACCUCGAAGACCAUGCUUCCUCCAACAUCCCAGAUUCGGGGUCUUGGUGACCUUGCAAAAGCUCCCCAUGAAGCCGUGUCUGGGUGCCGCAGGAAGUGGAUCAAGGAGACUGAUUCAGCUUACGUCAGGCUGGCAAAGCAAGGAGGCCGACCUGACCUACUGAAGCACGACGCUUCUGUGCCAAUGAAGACUUCUUCAGCAGCAUAUGCUGCACCUGACUGGUAUACUCACUGUUCCAAAUCCCCAGCAACUGAUGAGCCACGGAGCUACGUUUCUUCUCUACCAGACUAUAUGAUUCACAGAGAGUUUAAGGCUGGUGACCAUCAUGGUAACAAUUAUGAGACAAGAAGAGGGCCUUUUGAUUUUGAUAUGAAAAGCGUUUGGCAGCGGGAUGCUGAGGACAAAGAAAACACAGAGAAAAAGAAGGUAAAGCUCCCAGCUAUAAACCCUAAAUAUCCAAGCAGAAUGCCGAAUGUUUCUACAAACAAGGAAUUUAGUGGGAAAAAUAAACUUUCAUUCCCACCUAUGCCUGCUCAGAGAAAAAAUGAAGCAGUAAACUUUAGCAAACUAAUUAGCAAUGGUUAUGGGACUGACUGGUUACAACAGUGUACUGGAUGGGAAAAAAAGACUCAAGAAACAUCAGAAAAUAGUGAGCAGUCCAAAGAACCUCUUCCUCCAGAUUCAGAGCCAUCACAGUCUGAAUCAGCACCUGCAAGCAACAAGUCAAAGCCACAGUUUCAAGGACAUAAGUAACUUAAAAGACUAUUGGGGAAAGUAGUCUUAUAUGGCUUAUAUAGCCCACUAUUUACAUGUUUGUUAGAUUAUUUUUUAUAGUUGAACUCAUCCCUGAUUGAGAGGUUAAUUUGAUUUAUAACAUGGAUGAACUUCAUUGUGCUUGAUUACAGCAAGUUUUAACGAACAGGCAACAGCUGUCAGUGCA